CUUAUCUCUAUAAAAAUAGGCCUGCUCUCACACCAAGUACACAAGACCAUUCUCAUGGAGCUUUGGACAUAUAUAUAAGAUAGACCUUUUGGGCUGUUCUUCCAUAGAUGAUUAAUUGUUUAGAGACUAGUUCCUUAACAAGAUGGGGAUCAUCAUCAUAUAUAUGAACGGGAUUUCUGUGGGAGGCCAGUACAAAGAGAAGGAUUUCUAUGGGAGGCCAGUACAAAGAGAGAAAGAAGAGUGCUUUUUCUAACUCGCAAAUCUUAGCCAUUGGAUCUCUUAAAGGGGUCGAGAUUUAAAAUUUUUUACAGAAAUUCUAGCCAAAAACCCAUCUAAGUUCUAUAUAUCCAAUCACAUAUUUCUUGAUUUUUCAUACUUACUCUCUCUUCUGAAUUAUGGAUCUUCAACAGAUAUACUCUGGCUAGGUUGUAGAACACUUGUCAGUUGAUUAAAUGUGGCCCCUAUUAAGGCUGAAUAUUGCUUACACUCUGACUAGGUUGUAGAACACUCGUCAGUUGAUAAAAUGUGGCCCCUACCAAGGGUGAAUAUUGCUUUUCGUUUAUUUUGGCAGUUUUUUACUAGGAGUCAAAACAUCAACUGUCGACUCUGAAAAAGUAGUGUCUGGAGUUUGGACAAAUUAAAGGACUUUCCUUCGAUUUUAUAAGAUAAAAGGGCACCUUCAAUUAGCUACAGGGUAGUCGUAGACUUAUAAGGUCCUUUUCUGGUCCUAACAAUAUUAUCGCUCCACAAACAGCCACCGAGUACUAGUACAAUUGUGUUUUGUGCUAGCCUAUGGUCUUAGCUAACAGUACUGCGAUCGAUAAACAGCCACCGGCAUUAAGUGCUAUUACUUGUAUGGUAUGUUUCGCUGUUUCUAGGCAAUGCGUUCAAUCCUUCUCCACCUUUUAGGGAUCGUCAUUCAUUCCACAAUGUGCCACAUCAUCCUUUGAAAACUGUCAAAUACUACAAACAUAUGUUCAUGUAAAUAUUGUUAAAAAAAGUGGGUAAAUAAGUUAAUUUCAAGGUCGAACAGGAUAGCGAAUGUGAGGUAUGAAGCAAGGGACUGUUCAUUUGACAUGGCUUUUGCACGGAAAUCAACACCCACACCACACUCCUGAUGGUCUCUCAUGUUUUUGUUUUUAUUAGAAGAUAUAAUCUAUUAAUAAGAAGCACAUAGGCAGCACAACAAUUGAGAGAUCGAUGAGACCCAUUCAUGGAUCCAACAUGUUACUUCUUCUUUAACCUUCAUUCGAAGACCAAAAUCAGCCAAGAUUUUGACCACUGGAGGUGCAUGGUCGUUGCAUGUUUUGUUAAAGUUCUUCUUCUUCUUCUUGAGAUCAACGUGUGUCAGAUUGGGUGAGUGAAUUCCAUGCUAUCCGUGUCAAGUGAGCAGUCCCUUGCAGAUUGAUCUUUGUUUCGUUGUCUGUUCGACCCUGAACCCCUUUUUCCUGAUUGCUGCAGUGCUUGCAAAUUAAAGGUAAAAACAAAAUGGGCCCAAUUGAAAUUCGGUCUUUCGGCCCAAACUCAAGCGGAGCCAACAAUAAGUGAACCUAAUAUUUCGUUAACAAUCACAGCCCGGCCGCGAUCGGCCCAGUAAGGCCCAACUUGAACUACGUAAUCUUUGCCCGGCUUGGUACGACCCAUCGCUUCCUCAUCCAACCGUCGUAAAUAUCUUCCAUUCGCAGGGUACACGUGCCAGGACGACAAGAGGAAUCUUCCCUUCAUAGAUUCAUCACUUCCACGUGUUAUUGCUUCCGGAACAUUCCGGAACAUGACUUAUUCAGGUCUCUAUCUCUCUCUGUAUAUCAUCCUCCUCAGAUAUAUGUUCUUUACAAAUCAAGAAAUUCAUAGCCAAUUACCACCGCCAUUGGAGCUCUCUUUCGCUUUCGCGUCUUGUCUUUCAGAGUUCCAUGCCAUUCAAUUAGUUCUCUGCUACAUUCUCCAAAGCAUAUUUACCCAGUUUUCGAAUUCAGUAGUGAAGGAGAUGGAGUCUCGACAAGUGCCGUUGCCUUCUUAUUAUAGCAUUCUUGGUGUCGGUAUCGAUUCUGCUGCGGAUGAUAUAAGACACGCGUAUCGUAAACUUGCUAUGGUAAUCAAAUUUUCCUCUGUAGAUCCCAUGUUACAAACACUUAACGACGGAGAAGACGAUUUUGAUUAUAUGAUUGUGUUGUUAAUGUUGCAGCAAUGGCAUCCAGACCGAUGGACCAGAACACCUUCUCUGUUGGGUGAGGCCAAGCAAAAAUUCCAGCAAAUUCAAGAGGCCUAUUCAGUGUUAUCAGACCAGAGGAAGAGGACCUUGUACGAUGUGGGUUUAUAUGAUCCUGAUGAAGAAGAAGAGGAUGAGGGCUAUGGUGAUUUUUUAGAGGAAAUGAUGUCUCUCAUGGCGCAGAACAAGGACAAGAAAUACAGCAUGGAUGAGCUACAGACAAUGCUGGUGGAAAUAAGCGAAGGAUUUGAGUUUUCCUGGUGGCCCUGUGGACCACCUGUCGUUAGAGAUUCUAGUUACUCGGAGAGUAUGCAAUGGGAUUCGGAUUUUCAGAUGGGGAGAAAUCCAGAGGCGCCGAAAUGGCAUAUGUGUGGAACAGGCAGCUGUCAUUGCAGAAGACUCCAAAGCUUUGGCAAUUCAGCCUUCCGAUAGACGAGUAACUCUUCCUUUUGGGUUCCACGUUUUGGCAAUUGAAGCAUUAGGGUCAUAUAUAUUGUGAUGAGAUGUUGAAGUGGUGGGAUAUUUGUCAUAAUUAGAGAGUUUUUGAUCAUGCUGAAGAUCAUGAGAGGAUUGAACACGAGCGUAAGGUUGAAAUUGUUGCAUAAAGAUGCUUGAUUGUUCUUGUCUUACAUUUUUUUGUUUCUCUGUAGGGCCAGUUGAGAUGGUUGUCGUGGGGCUUUGCUCUGCUGGGCCUAGGUCGUCUAAUGAGAACUCUUCCUUCUCUUGUGGAACCAUUGUUGUUCAUUUUGACUUUUUUUCUUGGAAUAUGUCUCUCGUAUUUUGUA
Messenger RNA from Tripterygium wilfordii, 2991 nucleotides. Its product is annotated as chaperone protein DnaJ-like. The transcript has 8 exons. The record is from RefSeq and is a predicted model, not a curated record. Bases 1772 to 2638 code for a protein of 288 amino acids. NCBI's taxonomy places the organism in Eukaryota, Viridiplantae, Streptophyta, Magnoliopsida, Celastrales, Celastraceae.